UCUCAGGUCAUCUGCAGCUGCAGCAGCAAGCCAGUGAAGGAGAGGGGGGAAAAGCAGGGAAAGAUGGCGAUCCUCCAUUGCUGAGACCUGGCAAGGAGCACAUGAGACUCACAUAACAACUUCCACAACAAACACAAGAAGAAGAGCUAGACACAGAGGAGGAGGAGAAGAAGAAAGCAGCAGCAGCUUCGGGACGCUACUAAUUUCCUGAUGUAAAAGUAUUAUCCAGGACCAUGGAGGUGCUGCAGUGCGAUGGCUGUGAUUUUCGAGCUCCAUCCUAUGAAGACCUUAAAGCUCACAUUCAAGAUGUUCACACUGCUUUUUUGCAGCCAACAGAUGUUUCUGAGGAAAGUCCUAGCCAGCCAAGGUCUGGCUCCAUGAAUGCUAGCAACCAGACAGAGGUCGAAUUUUCUUCUGUAAAGGAUGAAUUUACAAUUGCAGAUGAAAUUGCAGGGCAAAAUGCAGCUCAGAUGGGGACUGGAAGUUAUUAUAGCCAUAGCCAGAGUUUUUAUAGCCAGCACAUGGCCCCAAAUCCUAAACCAACAAAUAAGUUUUUCCAGUGCAAAUUCUGUGUGCGUUACUUCAGAUCCAAAAACCUUCUCAUAGAACAUACCCGAAAAGUGCAUGGCACACAAGCUGGAGGGAGCUCGGUGGGGCCGCCUGCUGCUGGAUCCUUAAAUUACAACAUCAUGAUGCAUGAAGGGUUUGGCAAAGUUUUCUCUUGCCAGUUCUGCACCUAUAAAUCGCCAAGGCGUGCAAGGAUUAUUAAGCACCAGAAAAUGUAUCACAAAAAUAAUCUAAAGGAGAGUUCAACUCCCCCUGCUGCUGCAGCUGCCAUAUCUGAAUCAGCAUCUGCAUCCGUGCCGGUGCAGGAAUCCUGCAAGGAGCUGCCUGCUGAAGUAGUAGAGCGUAGCAUCUUGGAAUCCAUGGUCAAGCCUUUAACAAAGUCCAGGGGCAAUUUUUGCUGCGAAUGGUGUAGCUAUCAGACCCCUCGAAGGGAACGCUGGUGUGACCACAUGAUGAAGAAGCAUCGCAGCAUGGUAAAAAUACUGUCAAGCCUGAGACAGCAACAGGAUGGAACCGGAUUGCCUGAUGUGCAGAACAAGAGUGCGCCGAACUCUGCCCCAAACUCCAACUAUAUCUCUAUGAAUGCUACAGGACGUGAGAUGCCGAAUGCCAAUGUCUCAAACUUCAGAGGCUCUAUGAGUAACUCCCUUAUCAGACCCAAUUCUUCUACAUCUUCAAAGUUUUCUUCUGUGUCUUAUCCUCAAAUGAAGCCUAAGUCACCUCAUAACUCUGGUAUGGUUAAUUUGUCUGACAGAUCCCGCUAUGGAAUAGCUGACAUGACAAAUUCUUCUGCUGACCUGGAAACUAAUAGUAUGCUAAAUGACUCUAGCUCUGAUGAAGAGCUAAAUGAAAUAGACAGUGAGAACGGCUUGAACUCCAUGGAUCACCAGACCUCAGGAAUGUCUGCAGAGCAGCUGAUGGGAUCUGAUGGUAACAAAUUAUUGGAAACAAAGGGGAUACCCUUUAGAAGAUACAUGAACAGGUUCCAGUGUCCUUUUUGCCCUUUCCUCACUAUGCACCGCCGAAGCAUCUCCCGCCAUAUUGAGAACAUCCACUUGUCUGGGAAGACGGCUGUAUACAAGUGCGAUGAAUGUCCUUUCACUUGUAAGAGUUCAUUAAAACUUGGAGCUCAUAAACAAUGUCAUACAGGUACAACAUCAGAUUGGGAUGCUGUGAAUUCCCAGAGUGAAAGCAUAGCCUCCUCUCUGAAUGAAAGCACAGUGUCUUAUGAAAGUGGAAAUAUAAACGGCAGGAAGUCAGGUGGAAUGAUGGAAUCCGUGCAGCAGCAACAGCAGCAGUCCCCUCAACCGCACUCGCAGCACCCCUAUAAAUGCACACUGUGCAACUACUCCACAACUACUUUGAAAGGUCUCCGAGUUCAUCAGCAACACAAGCAUUCUUUUUGUGAUAACUUGCCAAAAUACGAGGGACCGUCAUCCAAUGCUCCACAAGAGAGUGAGGUGGAUGCCCAUGCUGCCUCCAGCACUGUGAAGAAAAGCCAGACCUCAAUUCUUGGGUUAUCAUCUAAAAAUAACUUUGUAGCUAAGGCCUCUCGAAAACUGACAAAUGACUUUCCCCUAGAUCUGUCACCGGUGAAGAAGCGAACUAGAAUUGAUGAAAUAGCUAGCAACUUACAGAGCAAAAUCAACCAAAACAAGCAACAAGAAGAUGCAGUGAUUAAUGUAGAGGAUGACGAAGAGGAGGAGGAAGACAAUGAAGUGGAGAUAGAAGUAGAAUUGGACAAGGAAGAAGAACAAACAGAGCCAUUGAUGGAGGUGUCUAGUUCCUAUGCACCCCAGCAAAUGUGGGGAAGAGAUACUAAUGAUUCUCAGAAGGAGACUAAUUUCAGGAACAUGCCACAUGAUUAUAAUUCCACCAAUGGGGCAGAAAUUGAGCUAACUUUAUCUGAAGAUGAGGAAGAUUAUUACUGCUCUUCUGUCAGCAUGAAGGAUCACCAAGGGCCUAAUGCAUCUCUUUUGGGCAGCCAGUCGAGUAUGUAUGGAUCUGAUCAAAACAGUGAAAAUGCAGAGUUUAAUGAUUCUGGACGGCUUUAUUAUUGCAAGCACUGUGACUUUAGCAACAAAUCUGCCAGGAGUGUUAGCACCCACUACCAACGGAUGCACCCUUACAUUAAGUUCAGCUUUAGGUAUAUCUUGGACCCUAAUGAUCACAGUGCUGUGUACAGAUGCCUUGAAUGUUACAUUGACUACACCAACUUUGAAGACCUGCAGCAGCAUUAUGGUGAGCAUCAUCCUGAAGCUAUGAAUGUACUCAACUUUGAUCAUUCCGAUCUGAUCUACCGCUGCCGCUUUUGCUCUUACACUAGCCCGAAUGUUAGAAGCUUGAUGCCGCACUACCAAAGAAUGCACCCAACUGUUAAAAUUAACAAUGCAAUGAUAUUUUCAAGCUACGUAGUCGAGCAGCAAGAAGGGUUAAAUGCAGAGUCACAAACACUGAGAGAGAUCUUGAAUUCUGCUCCCAAGACCAUGGCAACUUCCACUCCAGUGGCCCGCGGGGCUGGCGUGCCUGCUACAUUUAACAAAAAUGCUUCGAAGAGUUUUAGUCCAGAAUGUGAAAAUCAGAAAGAGCCUUCAGUUAAUAGCGUUGUGGUGUAUGACUGUGAUGUGUGUUCGUUUGCAAGCCCUAACAUGCAUUCUGUUCUGGUGCAUUAUCAGAAAAAACACCCUGAAGAAAAGGCUUCAUAUUUCAGGAUUCAGAAGACCAUGCGGGUGGUGUCUGUCGACAGGGGUUCUGCCUUGGCUCAACUGUCCUUUGAGCUGGGAACUCCCAUCUCCCCAAAACUGUCCAACAUGGCUUCGCAGCCACCACCUCCCCCACCACCACCACCAGACCUCACCACUGAACUCUACUACUGCAAGCACUGUUCAUAUAGCAACCGCUCGGUGGUGGGAGUGCUCGUCCACUAUCAGAAAAGGCAUCCAGAAAUAAAGGUCACUGCGAAAUACAUUAGGCAGACCCCCCCCACAGCAGCAAUGAUGAGGGGUGGUGAAAUGCCACCUGGCAUUCAGAGGCCACCAGCAUCUAUGCAGCUGAACAGGGGCAGCUCUGAGAGCUCUGUGGCUCCCCUUGAGAAUGAAAUGUUCUUCUGUCAGCAUUGUGAUUAUGGAAAUCGGACCGUUAAAGGCGUGCUCAUUCAUUAUCAAAAGAAGCAUCGUGACUUCAAAGCCAACGCAGAUGUGAUCAGACAGCACACGGCCACAAUUAGGAGCCUUUGCGAUCGUGGCCAGAAAAAAUUGUCCAGCAGCAUGCCUGCGCCCACUUCCAAUGCAGAGCGGGACAAGGCUAAACUAAGAGCUCUCAAAUGCCGGCAGUGUUCCUACACGUCGCCUUAUUUUUACGCACUGAGGAAGCAUAUUAAGAAAGACCACCCAAGCCUGAAGGCCACAGUUACAUCCAUUUUACGAUGGGCAUUUUUGGAUGGCUUAAUAGAAGCUGGUUAUCACUGUGAAUGGUGUAUUUAUUCACAUACAGAGCCUAGCGGUUUGCUCGUGCAUUACCAAAGGAGACAUCCUGAGCAUUAUGUUGACUAUACAUACAUGGCCACUAAACUCUGGGCAGGUCCAGAUCCUUCCCCUCCAGCCCUAGUGAUGCCAUCAGAGGCAAAAACCUAUAAAUGCAGAGACUGCAUUUUUGAAGCAUCUUCCAUUUGGGAUAUUACGAAUCACUAUCAGGCUUUUCAUCCUUGGGCCAUGAAUGGGGAUGAAUCUGUGUUGCUGGAUAUCAUCAAGGAGAAAGAUGCUGCUGAGAAAGCUGGGACCCAGUCCGAUGAAGUCGGGACCAGGGUUAAUUCUGAAGACCAGAUAACCACAUCACAGAUGGAACAGGAUGUCGAUUGUGCAGAAGAUUCCAGCCUUCCCCAGGAAAAAAAUGUCCAGCUGGCCUCUGCAAACCCUGCAAUAUCCUCCACGCCGUAUCAGUGCACGGUGUGUCAGUCCGAAUACAAUAACUUGCACGGCCUCCUGACGCAUUAUGGCAAAAAACAUCCUGGCAUGAAAGUUAAAGCUGCAGAUUUUGCACAGGACAUAGACAUUAACCCAGGAGCCGUGUACAAGUGCAGGCAUUGCCCAUACAUUAAUACACGCAUCCACGGUGUCCUUACACACUACCAGAAACGGCAUCCGUCAAUAAAGGUCACCGCUGAGGAUUUUGUGCAUGACGUGGAGCAGUCUAAUGACAUGGCCCAGAAUGAUGUGGAAGAAACGAGUAGGAUUUUCAAGCAAGGGUAUGGUGCUUACAGAUGCAAAUUAUGCCCUUAUACCCAUGGCACUUUGGAAAAGCUUAAAAUUCACUAUGAAAAAUACCACAACCAACCUGAAUUUGACGUGUUUGCGCAGUCACCGCCGAAGGUGUCUGCAUCCAUGGAGCUGGAGGGUACCCCCGAAAUAAAGGCUUCUCCGGAAAUUGCUGUUGAGGACAUCGGAGAAGUCACCGUGCCAGCUUCUCAUUUCUCCAGCUCUCAUCUUGUGUCUCACACGGUGUUCCGCUGCCAGCUGUGCAAAUAUUUCUGCUCCACCCGGAAGGGGAUAGCCAGGCACUACCGCAUCAAACACAACAAUGUCCGGGCGCAGCCCGAAGGCAAAAACAACCUCUUCAAAUGCGCUUUGUGUUCCUACACAAACCCCAUCCGCAAAGGGCUUGCGGCACACUACCAGAAACGGCACGACAUUGACGCUUAUUACACUCAUUGCCUGGCAGCCUCCAGGACGGUAAGUGACAAGCCCAGUAAAGUGAUCAUUCCGUCUCCUCCCAAAGACACCUCUCCUCAAUUAAGCGAGGAGCUGAGGAGGGCUGUGGAAAAGAAAAAGUGCUCGCUUUGUUCCUUCCAGUCCUUUAGCAAAAAAGGCAUUGUGUCCCACUACAUGAAGCGUCACCCUGGUGUUUUCCCUAAGAAGCAGCAUGCGAGCAAGCUGGGGGGUUACUUUACAGCUGUGUAUGCUGAUGAGCAUGAAAAGCAGACUCUGGGAGAGGAGAGAAAUGAUUUUGAAAAGCCUGAGGUGGAGAAUGAGGCUCAGGAAAUUGAGUGGCUUCCUUUCAGGUGCAUAAAAUGUUUCAAACUGUCCUUCAGCACAGCCGAGCUGCUCUGUAUGCAUUACACCGACCACCACAGCAAGGAUUUGAAGAGAGACUUUACCAUACUGGGAUGUGGCACCCGUUCUCAGAGCUCUGCCUACCAGUGCAAGCACUGUGAGAGUAAACUGCAUAGCAUGGCAGAACUGACCUCACACUUGAACAGUCACAAUGAGGAAUUCCAGAAGCGUGCCAAACGUCAAGAGAGGAGGAAACAGCUUUUGAGCAAGCAGAAAUAUGCAGAUGGUGCUUUUGCAGAUUUCAAACAAGAGAGGACGUUCGGUCACUUGGAAGAUGUAUCAAAAUUUAAGGAGAGAAAAGUUGUUGGAUACAAAUGUAAAUUUUGCGUGGAAGUUCAUCCCACCCUCCGAGCCAUCUGUAAUCACCUUCGCAAGCAUGUUCAGUAUGGGAAUGUCUCUUCUGUGACAGCUACCGUAAAGCAGGAAGCGGAAGAUUCUUCAAACACAACUUUGGAGGGUUUUGAGGGAGCAAAAGACCAUGGCAUGGUGGAAUUUACAGAAGCUGAAUCUGGAGCAUCCUUGGAAGAUGAAACCAGGCCUGGGGGCUACCACUGCAGCCAGUGUGACCGGGUUUUGAUGUCUAUGCAGGGUCUGCGAUCUCAUGAGAGAAGUCAUUUGGCUCUGGCCAUGUUUACCCGUGAAGACAAGUACAGCUGCCAGUAUUGCUCCUUUGUCUCUGCUUUCAGGCACAAUUUGGAUCGCCAUAUGCAGACUCACCACGGACACCAUAAACCAUUCCGUUGCAAACUCUGCCCAUUCAAGUCCUCCUAUAAUAGCCGUCUGAAAACUCAUAUACUCAAAGCUCAUGCUGGUGAACAUGCCUACAAAUGCUCCUCCUGCUCAUUUUCCACCAUGACAAUCAGCCAGCUGAAAGAGCACUCCUUGAAAGUGCAUGGGAAAGCACUGACACUACCAAGACCCCGCAUUGUCAGCCUUGUAGCCUCACUCGCCCAACACGCCUCCAAGAACCACACUCCUGCUGAAGAAGUGGAGGACUCUAAUGAUUCUUCGUACUCCGAACCUCCUGAUGUUCAGCAACAGCUGAACCAUUACCAGUCAGCAGCUCUGGCCAGGAACAACAACAACAUUAGCCCCAUCCCACUGUCUGGGGCUGCUGCAGGAGCUGAACAGAAAACUGAAGCCAUCCUUAACUGUGAAUUUUGUGAAUUCUCCUCGGGUUACAUUCAGAGCAUUCGGCGUCACUACCGUGACAAACAUGGAGGGAAGAAACUCUUCAAGUGCAAAGAUUGUUCCUUUUAUACAGGCUUUAAAUCUGCUUUUACUAUGCAUGUGGAAGCUGGGCAUUCAGCAGUUCCCGAGGAAGGACCCAAAGACCUUCGCUGUCCUCUCUGCCUGUACCACACCAAAUACAAACGUAACAUGAUUGACCAUAUAGUCCUGCACAGAGAAGAGCGAGUUGUUCCCAUUGAAGUCUGCCGAUCCAAACUGUCAAAAUACUUGCAGGGAGUAGUUUUCCGCUGUGAUAAGUGUACCUUCACCUGCUCCAGUGAUGAGAGCUUACAGCAGCACAUAGAGAAGCACAAUGAACUGAAACCUUACAAAUGCCAACUGUGCUACUAUGAGACCAAACACACGGAGGAGCUGGACACUCAUCUUCGAGAUGAGCAUAAAGUGAGUCGUAAUUUUGAGCUGGUUGGGCGCGUUAACUUGGAUCAGCUGGAACAAAUGAAAGGGAAAACUGAGAGCUCCAGCAGUGAUGAGGAGGAAAAGGAAGAGGAGAUGAGCCCCAAGACUGAAGAGAGAGAUUCCAUGAUGUUCUCUGACAGUGGCGCUCCUGAGAAGCGUUUUCCAUGUGAGUUUUGUGGGAGGUCAUUUACAGAGGGCUCUGAGUGGGAACGGCACGUACUGAGACAUGGCAUGGCCCUGAAUGAAAGUAAGCGAGGGAUCAGUGAGGAUGACCAGCCGAAGGAGAACACAGAGGAAAAUGUUAAGGUACCCUCAGCAGAAGAAAAGGAAAGCAGUGAGGAAAUGGUGGACUUUUCCCACAAGAAUGAAACUGCAGUCCUUGGUGUGGCUGCCGAUAAAUCUCUCCAAGAGAACACAGAGGCCAAAAACGAAUAAGCAUUUGGUGUGAUUUUAAUUAACCUACUUGAACAGUGAUGAAAGGGGUGGGGGGUGGGCUGAAGGAAGAAACAAAGCUGCUUUUAGGACUGAAUGAUCUAUUUUCAAAGCACUGGUACCUGUGUGAGUGUGUGUAUAUUAAAGUUAUUUAAAUGAUGGAA
Molecule: messenger RNA, 7918 nt
Organism: Terrapene triunguis (Three-toed box turtle)
Lineage: Eukaryota; Metazoa; Chordata; Testudines; Emydidae
Gene: ZNF462
Product: zinc finger protein 462
Exons: 13
Coding region: 234-7757 (2507 amino acids)
Biological process (GO): regulation of gene expression
Cellular component (GO): nucleus
Source: RefSeq, a predicted model, not a curated record